This is a messenger RNA of Alternaria arbusti, 1023 nucleotides long. RefSeq lists its product as uncharacterized. The record is from RefSeq and is a predicted model, not a curated record. Bases 1 to 1023 code for a protein of 340 amino acids. Lineage: Eukaryota; Fungi; Ascomycota; Dothideomycetes; Pleosporales; Pleosporaceae. The transcript has a single exon.
AUGGCAGCAAACGACGACACCGUCAGGCGCGAUUCCGUGAAUAGCUACACCAGCGGCCCGCAAACCCCACAGGGCGCACUCGGUCGCUAUCAGACUCAGACGCGCCAGCAAAUGAGUCCGCAGAUGAUGGCCCAGUACUUGCGCCCUCUGGCCAUGUCAACUCAGUCACAGUCGCCCCCAACCACUAUGCAAGCGCAGCCUCCCACUUCCGAGGAGGCUCAGGCACGCCUGAACCGCCAAUUUGCCCUGUUUGGAAUGGCCUACUUCCAGAGGUUGGACCCGCAGGCAAAGCAACAGUUCCAACAGUUGCCUUCCCAGAAGCAAAACGAGAUCGUUAGGAACGCGAUCGAGAAACGUAAACAGCAAGAGAUUCAGAAGGCGCGCGAGCAGCGGAUGGCGCAACAACAAGCAGCGCAACAACAGGCAGCACAUCAACAGGCAGCGCAACAGGCACACUUCAAGAACUUCGUACAGCAAUACGUCAACUCGUUCAAUCCUGAGCGAUCGCUCCAGUUCAGACAGUUGCCCGAACUGCAGCAAGGGCUGCAUCUUCGCAAUGUCUACAAGCAAAGAAUGCAAAACGCACGGCAGCUACAUCAGCAGAAAAUGCAACAAAUGCAGCAGCAUCAACCAGCCCGGCAGCUACAGCAGGUGUUGCAGCCGCAACAGCUCGCGCAACAGCCUCAACGUAUUCUGCAAGCUCCACAAGCUCAGCCACAUCGACAGCCGCAGGCGCAACGUAUUCUGCAAGCUCCACAAGCUCAGCAAGAUCAGGAGCCGCAGACACAACGUAUUCAGCAAACACAACCGGCGCCUCAGCUGAAGCGGCCUCGUUCUGACGACGAUGAGCCAAGCCCAGCCAUCAAGGUAGCCAAGGUCGCGCAGCCAACUACAGAGCAGCAGCCGAAGAACACAGAGGAUCCGGACGAUCAGAGACUGAGCUCACAACCUGGCUCGCUUCCAAGCAGGCUGAGGAAGAAGCUCAGAAGAGCGAGCAGUCUGCGGAAUUGCACUGGCAGAUGA